Racocetra persica is the source of this 571-nucleotide messenger RNA. NCBI's taxonomy places the organism in Eukaryota, Fungi, Glomeromycota, Glomeromycetes, Diversisporales, Gigasporaceae. The record is from the annotation of a GenBank genome assembly.
AUGCCACGUGAACGAAAAUUUAAAAAAUUUCUUCGCAAAGAUGAACUUAAUUCUGAAAGGGUCUUAAAUGAAUAUUUAAAUGCUCUAAAAAGUGAAAUCGAAGUUUUAAGAAAUAUACUUGAAAAUAAAAAUAAAGUUUUAGCCAAAGUUUUAGAAAUUACUAAAGAAAUCAUGAUAAAAUAUAAAGAUCCGAUGAUAGAAAAAGUAAUUCAAGAUAUACAGAACGAAAUAAAUUAUUCAAGUUCUUCACCACAAGAGGAUUUAGAGAUAAAAAAAGAAUUACUUCAAUACAUGCAAAUUAAAACGGAUAACCGAUUAGAUCUUGAAAAAACCAAUUAUCCAUCCGAAUUAUUCCCAACCAUUCAUUCAGUAGACUUUGAGCAAUUACAAGAAGUUGAAAAUAUUUACAAUGAAUAUACCAAAAAUAUCCCUGAUGAUCUAAAAGAAGAGUGGUUAAAAUAUAAAUCAAGAAUCGUUCAAGAAUAUCAAGAUGACAUCUUCAAAAUCAAACACCCUUCAAUUGUUGGUCAGACUUUUGACGAAAUUUUUGAUUUUCCUAUGUUAAUUCCUA